AUGAAAGCUAAUUUGUGCAACUUAGACUUGCUAUUAUCAUUUUGUACCAUGUUUCUAAAAGAAAGUGAAAAAUACUUUCUUGAUACUAUUGAUGCUGAAAUAAGAUUCAUUGGUAAUAUUCUUUCAGUAAACACUUUUAAAACCAUCAAAUCAAAUCAAAUGCAUCAGAUGAAUGUAAUUUGUUUAAAAAAUGCAUGUAACAAUUAUGAAAAAGAGGAAUUAAUUCAUAACCAAUACAAUACAACCACCAAUGACCUAACAGUAACAGCAAAGUAA
Molecule: messenger RNA, 276 nt
Organism: Entrophospora sp. SA101
Lineage: Eukaryota; Fungi; Glomeromycota; Glomeromycetes; Entrophosporales; Entrophosporaceae
Source: the annotation of a GenBank genome assembly